AUGAAGCCCUCAUCAGGAAAGCCAUCCUCCACCAAGUCGAUGCCAUCCAAGCCUGCCUCAUCCGGAAAGCCCAAGCCAUCUUUCCCACCUCAGCCACCAUUUGUCGGACCCUUCAGGUACCUCUCAUGCUACAAGUCGACUCGAGGCUUCCCUACCUUCAAGCGAAUUGCCUCAAGCCCCCGUAUGAGCCUCGACCUGUGUGCUUCUAGCUGCGACUCUCCACUCUUCGGAGUCUUCAACAAUGACUGCUUCUGCGGCCAGAGACUUGACGGAAGUGACUUCAGGGUUGAUGAGAGAAAGUGUGACAUCAUCUGCCCUGGUAACAUGCGUCAACGCUGCGGUGGCCUCGACAGACCCGGCCUGCGUCCUCGUGAUGACAUCCCAGCAGAUUGGCUCCUGUCUAUCUAUGAGCGCCGGGGAGGUAACCCAACCACUACCAGCAAGGUCAUUACCAGCACCAAGGUCAUCACCAUCACGUCUUGCCCACCUGCUGUCACCGACUGCCCUAUCGGCCACAAGAUCACCAAGACGUGGACUGCAACUGUUCCCUGGAGCCAUGGCUGGGAGUGGGAGUGGCACAAGAAGAAGGUUACUUGCUACGGAGACUACUGCGUCUCUGGUUAUCACUGCGAUGAAUGUGAACGCCACCGUGUCGUGUACGAUGGCGGCAGCUACCAGUGCGAGGCGUCGUCUGACCCCAACUGGCACAGAAUGGUUCACUGCGACGGUGGUAAGUGCUACUACUCCAAGUGCCACGGCGACGGUUGCAACAAGAAGGUCGUCUGCUGGGAUGGCCAAUGCACUUCUGAAGUUUGCUACGGUGACGAGUGCAAGAAGAAGCUGGUCUGCCACGACGGCCGCUGCGAGCACCAGUCUUGCCAUGGUGAUGACUGCCACAAGAAGUGGGUGUGCAAGGAUGGCAAAUGUACCGUUGAUCCUGGCUGCACUGGAGACUGCAUGGCUCCUCCUCCUGGUAAGAAGAUCGUUCCCGGUGGGUCAAGCUCCGGAUCUUCAGGAUGGUCUGAUCCAGGUAAAUCCGGCUCCCAUGGAUGGUCCGAUAAAGGCAAGUCUGGUUCACAAGGUUGGUCCGAUCCAGGUAAGCCCGGCUCAGGCUCAUCAGGCUGGUCUGACCCUGGCAAAUCUGGUUCAUCCGGAUGGUCUGAUCCAGGCAAGCAUGGACAGGAUGGCGAUUCUGGAAAUAGGGGCGGUAAAGGAGGCUCUGGAAACCAGGGCGAGUACGGUCAUGACGGUCACAAGCCUGGUCCCGCGCACAUCAAGACUGCUGUGCCUCCUAAGAACACCUCACCUGUGGCAGCGGGCUCUAACAAGGGCAUGGUUACUUUUAACCUCCUCGCUGCAGCAGUUGGUCUGGCUUUCUUGAUGUAG
Pochonia chlamydosporia 170 is the source of this 1386-nucleotide messenger RNA. RefSeq names its product WSC domain-containing protein. The coding region runs from base 1 to 1386 and encodes 461 amino acids. The transcript has 2 exons. The record is from RefSeq and is a predicted model, not a curated record. Lineage: Eukaryota; Fungi; Ascomycota; Sordariomycetes; Hypocreales; Clavicipitaceae.